AUGGCUUUGGAGGACGGAGAGGAUAUCAAAGACCGCUCGACUCUUGUCUUUGCUCCGUUUUGCUUGGUGGGUGGGGAGUUUGUGAGGGACAGCAGGUUGACGGGAGGAAUUCAUACAAGUGUACAGUGCGGGCUGCAGUAUGGCCCUUUGGCCUUCAUACUUGGUGAAAAAACAACCAAAAAACUGACGGAGAACAGCAGAGUGAUAACUGUAGAUGGCAAUUUAUGUUCUGGAAAAGGCAAGCUUGCGAAAGAAAUAGCAGAGAGACUAGGCCUCAGGCACUUCCCGGAAGCAGGGAUCCACUAUGCGGACAGCACUACUGGGGACGGAAGAGCCCUGGACCUGCAGUUCGGCGGCAACUGCAGUCUGGAGAAGUUUUACGACGACCCGAGAAGCAACGACGGCAACAGCUACCGCCUGCAGUCCUGGCUGUUCGCCAGCCGCCUCCUGCAGUACGCGGACGCGCUGGAGCACCUGCUGAGCACGGGACAAGGCGUGGUGUUGGAGCGCUCUAUCUACAGCGACUUCGUGUUCGUGGAGGCGAUGCACAGACAAGGCUUCAUCCGGAAGCAGUGUGUGGACCACUACAACCAGGUGAAGAAGAUCACCAUCUCCAAGUACCUGCCCCCGCACGUGGUCAUCUACAUUGAUGUGCCGGUUCCCGAGAUCCAGAGCCGGAUUCAGAAGAAAGGAAAUCCACAUGAGAUGAAGAUCACGCCCGCCUACCUCCAGGACAUCGAGAACGCCUACAAGACGGCCUUCCUCCCCGAGAUGAGUGAGAGUUGUGAGGCUCUGCAGUACGAUGCCAGGGGAGCUCAAGAUGCAGGAAGGGUGGUGGAGGACAUUGAGUACCUGAGGUACGACAAGGGCCCGUGGCUGGAGCAGGACGACCGCAAGUUUCACAACCUGAGGAUGCUGGUUCAGAACAAGUUGGAGGUGCUGAAUUACACAACCAUUCCUGUCUACCUCCCAGAAGUCACGAUCGGAGCUCACCAGAGUGACCGGGUCUUCCAUGAGUUCACAGAGCUGCCCGGCCGCAAGUACAGCCCUGGGUACAAUGAGGACGUGGGGGACAAGUGGAUCUGGCUGAAAUGACGAUGCUGUGCUGACGCGGCCCAGGGGACAAGGACGAGGACCCCCCAGGCCGCCGCUGCCCCGGACUCCACGCAGCUUGCACUGGGGCACCAUGCCUGGAAAUUGUGCCGGGGAAGACACAGCCUCCAGACAGCAGCGCCCGCGGUGUGGCCGAGGCACUGCAAGGCCGCUCCCUGUUGGAAGGGGGGCCUCCAGCUCUGACUUGGGACGACUCGUGCUUGCCCCCAGGGGAGAGGACGCGUCACCGAGGGGCGGCCUCGCAUCACAGUCACGCUCUGGGCCGGGCGGAAGUGUGUGCUGCUCCUUCACACACCGAGAAAUAAAACCGUUCUGUGGCCCUUC
Molecule: messenger RNA, 1437 nt
Organism: Vicugna pacos (alpaca)
Lineage: Eukaryota; Metazoa; Chordata; Mammalia; Artiodactyla; Camelidae
Source: RefSeq, a predicted model, not a curated record